This is a messenger RNA of Knipowitschia caucasica, 4647 nucleotides long. NCBI's taxonomy places the organism in Eukaryota, Metazoa, Chordata, Actinopteri, Gobiiformes, Gobiidae. The record is from the annotation of a GenBank genome assembly.
AUGUCCAUCGACUUUGACAGUGCUGCUCUGCAAACACAACAUGAGGAAGAGGAGUAUGACCAGGAGGACUAUGCCAGAGAAAAAGAGCUCCUCAAACUCCUCACAGACCUGCCUGAUGACAUGCUUGAAGAUAGCAGAGACUCCUCCUCCCCUGAACUGGAGUACUCUCCUGGCAGCAACAAAAAUACUGGCGACAGUCCUCAGGCAAAUGGAGCUCAGCAGUGGUCCAAUCACGUCAGGCAGGCUCCUCACGAACAGAACUGUGAAGCCAACUACAAUCGGUGCCCAUACGGAGAGCGCGUCGUUACUGAACACAUGAACGGGCAUCAAGGUCAAACGCAGCCUCACGUUUGGAACCAGCCACAGGGUCCCCAGUCCAACCAAGGAGACUACUCCUACAACAGCAUCGGCACAGAUAAUGAUUUCUCCACGGACGACUACGGGACAAACGUGUAUCCUCAGGCCUCGAAAGUCCCUGUGGAGUAUCAUGGAGAUGGAGGAUAUGGGGACAGACGGGUCAACGAUGAAGCCAGGAAUCACUUUCUGGCGUUCAACUCUAAACCUCAUCAAGGUCAAGAAAUGGAUCCACUGCAAAGAGAGUUCCUUGAUUCCACCACAAAAACUGCUGAUCAGGAACAGCUUGCCCAGUUGCGUGUCCUGCACAAGGCUCAGCAGCGACAGAUUGUCGACCUGGAGCAAAAACUGGAGGAUUCACGACGCAACAUGCGAUAUUUGGAGCAUCAGUUUGCGAUCAUCAAAGAUGAAAAGGAUGGACUUGCUGUAAGUCUCAAAGAAGCAAGUCGUCUGAUCGAAGAAUAUAAAGAACGAGAAGGAAAGAUGCAAAAGGCUGUUAAAGUCUUGGAACAUCAAGUAAACCUCCUGAGUGAGAAAGACCAAGAGAACAUGAAGAAGCAGAGCGCGGCGGAGGCUGCGGUGGACGCCAUGAAGCAGCAGAUGUUGGACAUGUGCCGAUCUGACACUUUGUCAAAAUCUCGCGAACAGCACGACCGAGACAUCACCGUUCUGAGGGAGAAGCACGAAGCGACGCUGUUGGCCUCAAACCAGAAGAUUGACUCGAUAUCAGAAGCAUUAGACAAACAGGUUGAUCUUACGCAGAGGUUACGGGAGCAGGUGAAGCAGUUGGAGCGUCAGAGAGAGGAGGAGCAUCUAGAGAGAGCCAGAGUCAUAAACGGGCUCACGCAGCGCCUGGAGGAGAGCCAGCAGCAGUGCGCCAAACUGCUACACACCAGUUCAGUACAAGAAAUGAGCGAGCUGCAAAUUAAACUUCAGCAAAGCCAGUCUGCGAAGGCACUCAGUGAAAACAUGAAUAAAGCCCUACAGGAGGAUCUGGCGGAGCUGAAGGAGCAGAUCACUUUGUAUGAAUCCGCCGUUAAACAUGGGGUCAUUUCCUUGGACCUGAACCAUGACUUGGAAAACCAUCUUUCAGAUUCCUGUAUAGAUAUGGGAUUGAAGAAAACCAACCGGAAAAAUGGUCUUUUACACAGUCCGUUGGUCAAUCUGCCCGACACAAAGCUGCCCAAAGACGAGGCGUUGAGGCUCCUGAGAGCGGAGAUGCAGCGCUGUUUGGGGAAUCUGAAAGCAAAAAGGCAGAAGAUUGAGCAGCUGCAGCACGAGCUCCGGGACAGCCAGGCCCGAUCAGAGCAGCUGCAGGCGGAGCUAGAGGAGGCUAGACUCAGCUCCAGGAUCAGGGAGAAUGGUCAAGUAAAACAUACGGAUCUAUCAGAGACGUCUCAGAAAGAGCUCGAGAAAGUGGAGGAGGACAAACGACAAUUAGAGAAACAACUAGAGAUUUUGGAAUAUAAAUAUAAGGAGCUGAAACAGAAUGAGGAAAAAGUGAAGGCUGCAAACUUAGAGCUGUGCACCAAAAUGAGAGAAAUGAUUCAGGAGCUGGAUCAAGAAAAGCAGGAAGCAACUGAAAGGUCAGAAAGGCUUCACCAGCAGCACAGGGAGGAUGUGGUGAAACACAUCAGGACUGAGCUCCAUCAGCAGCACUCUGCACAGAUGGAAGAACUGAGCCAACACCUCCAGCAGCAGAUCCUGCAGUUACAAAGUCAGCUUUCUGAGGCUCAUGACAAAAUGUCCACAGUACAAGAGUGCUACAUUUGUGUUUGCAAAGAGAAAGACGCGCUGGAGGAAAGUAUCCGUAACAAAGAGAAUGAAGCAGCUGCAAUAAAAGACACAAAGAUGCAUGAGGAUAUUGAUGCUGCUCUGAAGAAGCUCAGGACUGAGAUGGAGGCGCAACACCAGGAGAUCAUCACUGAACUCAAAGAUCUCUGGAGCAAAGACAAGGAAAAGGAGAUUCAGGACACAGUGGAUACACGGGAGGCUCAGAUCAAUGCAACAUGGAAAGAAGAGAUGAAGAAGAUGGAGCAGAGUUGGUCUCUAAAGCUUGAGGCGUUAACCCGACAAAGGAAUAGACAAACUGCUGAAGCGACCGUUCAGACGAGCUGUUUUCAAGACAGUCAUGUGAGCAUCAGUGCAGAGGAGCUGGAGUCCAGGCUCCUGGAUCAGAAACAACUUCUGCAAACUGAAGCGGAACGAGCCAAAAGGAAAGCUGUGGACGAGACCAAGACACAGGUCCAGAAAGAACUACAUGAGAAACAUCUGGAGGACAUGGCCAAACAGGUGGAAGGUGCGGUGACGAGGGCCUACAAUCGGUGGGUAGAGGACUUAACUUCAUUACCAGAAUACCAGGCAUCUCUUCGACGUGAGAAAGAGAAAUGGAAAGAACAUCGGCAAGAAGUCAUAGAUGAAAAGCUUUCCCUGGCAUUACACGCAGCAGAAGAGCAGUGUGAGAGGAGACAGUCUUCACCUCGACUCGAAGAGCUGCUGCAGACGGUAUCGAGCCUGAAGAGCCAGCUGGACCAGAGCAGGGGAGAGCAGGCCGCUUUGCUGAAGGCCGAACUGUCCGCCGCUCGAUCUGCCUGGAACAGAGACAAGCUAAAGGAGAUCGACAACCUCCAGAUGCAGAGCGAACAGGCGUAUCAAACCAAACUACAGCAGCAGCAGCAGAGACUAGAGCAGGCUGUGAAACGGGCAAAAGAGGAGCUCCAACGAGAGAAGGAGGACGUGGAGGCCCGGAUUCAAACGGCCGUGAGAGCCAGAGAGCAGGAGCUGAAACGUCACAUCGCCGAAAAAGAGAUACGAGCGGAAAUCCAAGCUUUACUGGCAAAAGUCCAAACUCAACACUUUUUGGAGCAGCAGGGAUCGGAGGGAGCCAAGCGAACCAGUGGGGACCCGUCAGAGGACACCAUAACACUGGUCGUCCAAAACUUCUGCAAAGAUGUCGUCAACAGAGCAGUGGUCCAGGCCAAGAGGGAGUGGAAGAAGAUGAGUGAGGAGAAACUGUGCCUUGUGUUGAAAGAGACCCACGAAAGAUACGAAAAAGAAAUCAACAAAAUGCGAGCGUCUGUGUCUCAGUCGAGCGAGCGCGGUAGAAGCAGCCAGGAGAGCGCUGCAGCUGUGGAGAAACUGCAGAAGAAGAACCAGGAGCUGCAGAGGCACUUGGAGAAGGCGUGUCAUCAGCUGCAGAGCACCGUGAGAGAGCACAGAGCGGCUGUGGAGAAACUGUCAGACAAACACCAACAUUCUCUGCAGAGGAUCAAAGAGGAGCACGAGCAGCAGCUGCAGGACGCACAGAAGAGCAGAGAAAAGUCAGAGAGCGCGGACCAAAGGCAUUUCCAGCAAGGCCUGGAGGAGAUGAAACGGCAAUAUCUAAAUACUGUGGAGAAAAUACGAGGCGACAUGAUGCGUUACCUCCAGGAGAGCCGCGAACGAGCCGCAGAGAUGAUCCGGGUGGAGGUGCAGAGGGAGCGGCAGGACACCGCUCGCAAAAUGAGACACUACUACCUCACGUGUUUACAGGAGCUACUGCAGGACGGAGGCCAGAGCGCCGGAGCCGAGAAGAAGAUUAUGAGCGCGGCGGGUAAACUGGCAGCGAUGGCCAAGGUGCUCGAAACGCCAGUCAAGAACAAAACGCACGGGAAAAAACCUGCAUUAACCUUUACAGGUGGGAGGACGGCUGACGAUUUUGGGCCCUCUGUGAAAAAGUCAGAUAUGGAUGAGCGCCCACUGCUCGGUCACCCAGACAAGAGACUGGACCGUGCCAACCAAACACUCAGGGCGCCCGACUCCACUCCGCAACCACCGAGUUCUAAAAGGACCAGACCAGACCGACCCGAGCCUCCGGACCAUCUCGCACCUGGACCCACACAGACACACACAACCCUCCAGCAGAAAACCCACACUCCUCAAAGUGUCCGGAGCAAAACUAGGAAACUGUUUCUACAAGAGCCGCCUGUCCGGGAGGAGAAGCGGAGCGCCAACUGGAGUUGUAGUAACGAGUCGAUCCCUCGCUUGUCCUCGUCCGGGCGGAGAGUGGAGCCGGUCAAGCCCUUCUCGGUGUCGGCUUCGAACAUUGAUUUUGGAGAGUUCGGCGGACUGACGCCAGACGCCUCGGACUUAACCAUCUACAAUGAAAUAGUGAAAAAGGCGCCUGAUUUGCAGAACUUUGAUUCUCACGGUGCAAAAGCAGAAGCAGCAGGACAGUGGGUUUGGGAGUCCGUUUUACCAACAGAAGUGACAGAAGUGACAGAAGUGACGUGGCAGCGUGUGAAGAGAUGUUAG